GCCGGCGGCCGGCAGGGCGCUGCCGGGGGAGGGGGGAGCGCGGCGCCAUGGCCGUCGACAUCACGCUGCUGUUCAAGGCCAGCGUGAAGACGGUGAAGACCCGCAACAAGGCGCUGGGGGUGGCGGCCGGCGACAGCGCCAGGGAUGAGCUGCUCAAGCGCGGCGCCGCCGCCCGACCCAAGAGCGACUUCUCCAGCCGGGCCCGAGAGGUGAUUUCUAAUAUUGGGAAGCUGAAAGAUUUUCUUCUGCAACACAGAAAAGAUUACAUUAACGCUUACAGCCAUAUUAUGUCUGAAUACGUGAGGAUGACGGAUACAGAGCGUGAUCAGAUUGAUCAAGAUGCUCAGAUAUUUAUGAGGACAUGUGCAGAUGCCAUUCAUCAGCUGAGAACAGAAGCACACAAAGGUGUCCAGUCUACUCAGGUGAAGGAGCACAGAACGGCUGUCUUGGACUUUGUUGAAGAUUAUUUAAAAAGAGUGUGUAAGCUGUACUCUGAACAAAGAGCCAUCCGAGUUAAGCAAGUAAUAGACAAGAAGAGACUGUCCAGACUUGAACCUGAGCAGAGCAGCAUUUCCAAAUCACCUCUUUCCCCUGAAAAACUUCCACAGAAUUCUUUAGAUGAUUCUGAUGAAAAGCUGUCUGCUGAGGAAAGCAAAGACCAGAAUUUGCCUGAUGCCCAUACUAACCUUGGAUUAUGGGGCGAUGGCAAAGGUGAAGAUGAGCUGUCACCUGAAGAAAUACAAAUGUUUGAACAGGAGAACCAGAGGCUUGUGGGGGAAAUGAAUAACCUGUUUGAUGAAGUCAGACAAAUUGAAGGAAAAGUGGUAGAAAUCUCCAGAUUGCAAGAGAUAUUCACUGAAAAAGUCUUGCAACAGGAAACUGAGAUUGACAAUAUCCAUCAAUUAGUUGUGGGUGCAACCGAGAAUAUCAAAGAAGGCAAUGAAGACAUAAGAGAGGCAAUCAAAAACAAUGCUGGAUUUAGAGUAUGGAUCCUCUUCUUUCUUGUGAUGUGUUCCUUUUCCUUGCUUUUCCUGGACUGGUAUGAUAACUAAUUAAAAACACAUAAUAUUAUCUACAUGCUCUAUUUUUAAAACUUCUGACAUUUUUUUUUUAUGGAGUGGGAUAGGCCUAUCUGCAUAUUUUAUGCCUUUUUUUCCAUACUGCUAUGAUGGAAGCAUUUCCAACAAAUAAGUGUGCAUAUAUAUCCAUUAGUGCAGAGGGAGCUGAUAGCAUUUCUUUUAAGUCCCCUUAUCAAAUGUAAACCAAACUUAAUCCUGCAAAGAACUAGAAACCUUUGAUUCAGCGAGUAAGAAAGCUGUGAGCUGUAGUGUAGCCAACAGGAGAAAAAAAGAUCACUGUCAGUUAUCCUCACUUCUGUGAUAUUUAAAGUCCACCUCCCAGGGUGCAGACCAGAUCAAGAGAGAAGUGUUACUGUGCAAAAGCACCUACCCUGUCUCAGACUUUUAGUCCUACCACAUCAUGAUCAUUUUGCGUAUGUAUGGCCUCUACUUCUAAUCUUUGAAAACUACUUUAGUCAGAGAUCAAAAAAAGCUGUUGAUUUCAAAACAGAACAAAACAGAACCACCCACUAAAACACUUUACUUCUAGGUGCAAAGAGGAUAAUACAAAAAGAUUGUGUAAAUGAAACAGAAGUUCUGAGAUGUUGGAACAAAGAGACAAUAUUAAAGCCAAACUCUUCAAAGUACUAAAACUGGGAGCAAUUUGUUAAAUGCAAAAAAAAGCUCAAAACCACCUGUAGAUAAAGAAUCUGCUUCCAGUGCUGCCAGUGGAAGUUGGAGGAGAAACUGCUUCUGACCCCCCAAAUGGGAAGCAGUGAGUUAUCUCUCACUGCAUAUUAAAGCUUUACUGUUUUUCAUGUUAUAAUGAGAGAAACAAUUUGUCUGAUUGUUUCUCAAAUGUAUUAACUUGAAUUACUUUAUUACAUAAAGUUGUUUUUAUUGCCUUAAGUUUAAGAGGAGGAGAUAUAUCAUGAAUUGCUUCUGUAUAGGAUCUUCUCAUGUAAAAUCUGAAUGGCCUCUGUAAAUAUGUUCAUAUGAACCUUUUGUUUUGCUCUCUCUUCUGGAAUGUAUGUACCAUAUAUUAUAUGCCACAAGCAGUAUCAUCCUUAUUCUUUAUUCUGUAUAGAGUGAAAAUGUCAAAAGUUACAUGUGAAUUACAUUCAAUAAAGUAUUUGCCUACUAGAAAAUGCAAACAUGGUAUGUUUGGAACAUUUUUUAAGAUAAGUUUGAAAUUUUAAAUGCAGAGAAACAAUUUGGCACAUAAUUUAUUGCUUUUUAUGCAUUCCACUUAACAUAAUGACAUAAUAAAAAGCCUUUUACAGAUAUUACUGUAUAAUGCACAUUUUAUAUCAAACCUAGAGAAUUAAGGAAUAAUGGUUAUUUUUACUGUACUGGUAAUAAAGGUUGUUAAUAAUACAACUCUGCUGGAGAAAAGUAAAAGUGGAACUGUGACCAUGUUUGUUUUACUACAUAUUUUGAGAAAGAACCUAUAUUGAUGGGUUUUCCUUCAUUUUUGUAUAGUCUGUACAAAAACAAUGGAACUUUUGACAUAUCCACCAGAAAUAUCACAUUCAGCUAACAUUAACAAAAAAAAGAAAAGUGACCUGGUUACCUAAAAAGUUUCACACAAGUUAACUUACUUAUAAAUUAAUAAGAUGAUUUUUUUUGUAAUAUAUAUAUUUAAGAUUUAUAAUAAAAAUGAAAACAUGUUUUCAUACUUAAGAA
Molecule: messenger RNA, 2744 nt
Organism: Rhea pennata
Lineage: Eukaryota; Metazoa; Chordata; Aves; Rheiformes; Rheidae
Gene: STX18
Product: syntaxin 18
Exons: 11
Coding region: 48-1052 (334 amino acids)
Biological process (GO): intracellular protein transport; retrograde vesicle-mediated transport, Golgi to endoplasmic reticulum
Cellular component (GO): endoplasmic reticulum; membrane; SNARE complex
Molecular function (GO): SNAP receptor activity
Source: RefSeq, a predicted model, not a curated record